CUUUGGUUUUGGGGAGGUGUUGUACUCCCGUUGCGUAGCAACGCUACGCCGCAGGCUCCCGUAAGCGUAGGCGGCUACGCGUGACGUAGACGGACUACGGAUGACGUAGUAGGAAAUUUCAACCUUUUUGAAGGUUACAGUCUAUAUUUAAAAAUAAACUGCACAUAUAAUUAUGUUGUGUAACAAAAACAAAGCAUCCUUUCACGCGACAAGGUCAGCUUUGUUACUAAAAAUCGAAAUCUGCGUGCAAAACGAUAACGCGAUACAUUUUAUCAAAAUGUAUCAAGCAUUGGUGUUGAGACGGAUAUUUGUAAUUUUUGUACGUGUGAGCGGGACGGGAGUUGUAGCAACAAGUCGCGCUCGCGUUAUCGGCAGUGACGUCACGACCCUUUCACUGGCGCGAACGUUCUCACGACGUCAGUCCACGCGGCUCGGUCACGGCGUCCACCCGUCUCGCUGUGUUCCUAAAACGACUGACGCGCGUUCCAUAUUCAAAAAUUUAAAAAGUUUAGACGGGCCUGGAUUCUAGGGAAUUUCGCCAUGGGUGUUAUCAAGGUGUCCCCCGAUGCUGCGUCUCUGAUCUCCGUGUGUGACAUGCUCGACGACAUGAAGAGCGAGUCGAGCUACACAUCCUCGGAGGAGGGUUGCGGCGGCGGCGAGCGGCACGCCGUGCUGAGCUACGAGCAGGUGUCGCGGCUCAACGACGUCAUGGACGAGGUGGUGGCCAUCCACGGGCGCGGCAACUACCCCACGCUGCACGUGCGGCUGCGGGAGCUGGUGGCCGGCGUGCGGGCGCGGCUUGAAGCCCCCCAGCUCGCCGGCGGCGCCGGCGUCGCCGUCCGCGACGUGCGUCUAAACGGCGGAGCGGCUUCUCACGUUCUUGCCGAUCGCCCUCAGCCCUACUCCGACAUCGACCUCAUUUUCACCGCCGACCUCCCCACCGCGCGCCACUGCGACCGCGUGAAGGCCGCCGUGCUCGGCCACCUCUCCACUCUCCUGCCCCCGGCCACCCCUCGCCGCCGCGCCCCCACCGCCGGCCUAAAAGAAGCCUACGUCUCCAAAAUGGUCCGCGUCAACUCCGACGGCGACCGCUGGUCGCUCAUCUCCCUCGGAAACUCCCGCGGACACAAAUCCGUGGAGCUCAAGUUCGUGGACACCAUGCGACGUCAGUUUGAGUUCUCCGUGGACUCGUUCCAGAUCGCGCUAGAUUCGCUACUCGCGUUCCACGAGUGCGCAGCGCUACCCAUCGGCGAGAACUUCUACCCGACCGUAGUCGGCGAAUCUGUGUAUGGAGAUUUCCGUGAAGCUCUGAUCCACCUAACGGAGAAGUUGAUCGCGACACGCCAGCCCGAAGAAAUACGCGGUGGCGGCCUGCUUAAGUAUUGCGCGUUACUGGCUAAAGGAUACAGGGCCGCGCGGCCGGAUCGCAUCAAGACGCUAGAGCGAUAUAUGUGCUCGCGGUUCUUCAUCGACUUCCCCGAGCUCGGCCAGCAGCGCGCCAAGCUCGAGGCGUAUCUACGGAAUCACUUCGUCGGGCGCGAGGAGGAGGCUCUCAAGCACCGCUAUUUAACGCUGCUGCACGGUGUAGUUCGCGAGUCGACAGUGUGCCUCAUGGGCCACGAGCGGCGGCAGACGCUGGCGCUGAUCGAGCACCUGGCGUGCCGGGAGCUGUGCGCGCGGACGCCGGUGCUGCUGGCGCCCGGCGUGGGCAUGGGCGUGGGGAUAGGAGUGGGCGGCUACUACGUGUGCGUGUGCGCGGCGUGUGCGGCGUGCGCGGCGUGCCCCGCCUGCGCCGCGUCCUACUGCCAGUGCUGCCGCCCUCAGCUGUGCCCCGCGUGACCGCGCUAGACCACCGUGAUCAGAGACACGUGAUUCUUACCUUCUUUAUCGAUCGAUGAAUUUAGUGCCAAAUGUAUAUAAUAAAAAAUAUAUGUAUAUGUAUGAUUCACUGUCCUAUAGGCGAGUGUAUAUAAUGUGUUAUUAAUUACGCUUCGUAUUCUUGGCUGGAUUUUUAUUAGGAAAAAAAUGGGAAACACCAAAGCGAAAAGGACAGGUCGGUAGACUUACGCUUCUUUGGCGAUUGCGAAUAUUUCAUUAGAUAGAAUCGAGUGGGCGUCGAGCACUGACGCCGAGCCCGCUCGACUUGCCAUUGAACCUCGCGGCCUUCUGAGCCAUAUCGGUAGCUUCAUGUGGAGACAAUUUACCCUGUGUCAAUUCGAAGUUGCUCACUUUACUAGUACACAGAUCAAUUCUCACCAGUCAAUUCUCCCGCAAGGCCUCCACGGUAGUAUCCUGGAAUCUACUAGCUAGUCACUACUGAUCACCAAGGCUUGGUGAAGAGUUUAACUAACUCUGAUUGGUUAUGAUGGCAGUAUUACUGACUAUUAGUGACCUAGACUACCAACCCCGUACUCGUUUGCUAAUAAUUCUAAUCAACUAUUGUAAUGUUAGCUAGAGAACUAAGCAGAACGUAUUUAGCCAACGCUUGAGGUCAAACGUGGAAUAAUUUCUAGUCGUACUCCUUUCGUGUUGAUAAUUUAAUAUGUUAGCAGUACGAAAAUUAUUUUCCACGAAAUAUAAUGGACGCAUUGUUAGGAAUAAGUCCGAGUCGAUGGUCUGCCUAUAAAAAAAGACUAGUUAGUUAUUAUUAAGCUUUUUAUGUAUAAAAUUGUCUCCAUAGUUUUAGUGGCAUGUCUCUCAAAAAAAAACCCGCUCAAAUGUCAAAGGCGUUACGCCUGACUCGAGCUUCAACUAGGACUGCUUUGGAAGAUAACGAUAUUUCAGCAGCAACUAAAAGCUAAAUAGAAACAAGUCCGGCCUUGUCGUUGGCCUUGAGAAACGUUUAUUCGGGUUUAGGGACGUACGAACG
This is a messenger RNA of Cydia amplana, 2869 nucleotides long. RefSeq names its product terminal nucleotidyltransferase 5C. The transcript has 2 exons. The record is from RefSeq and is a predicted model, not a curated record. Lineage: Eukaryota; Metazoa; Arthropoda; Insecta; Lepidoptera; Tortricidae. Gene Ontology annotation, molecular function: RNA binding; poly(A) RNA polymerase activity. The coding region runs from base 541 to 1839 and encodes 432 amino acids. Gene Ontology annotation, biological process: mRNA stabilization.